GAAAGUGAAUUCCCUAUAUAAAGGGUGGUUUUCCUCCAAUGCGACAGAACCAAUUUAAUUUACCAGUCAAGACGCACUAGCCAAAGUAAUAGCCAAUCGUUUACCAUGAGGGCCCUGGUAUUCGUGAUGCUGAUCUCCGUGGCGUUCGCCGAAGACAAAACGGUCCAGAAGCGUGGUCUGCUCGGUUUGGGUUAUGGUGGUUUGGGACAUGGUGGUGGCCUGCUCGGUGGUGAAUUGGGACAUGGCAGUGUUGCGGUCGCCAUUCAAGAAAAGCCUGUCGCUGUUCCAGUUCCAGUCCCAAAACCAUACCCUGUCGCCGUUGAUAGACCAAUCCCCGUAAAGGUACCAGUUGCGGUCCCACAUCCAGUCCCAGUGGCGGUUCCAGUACCCCAGCCAUACCCAGUAGUGCAAACCAAGACGAUCGCGGUUCCAGUCGAAAAACCAGUCCCAGUUACGGUUCCAGUCAAGGUUCCUGUAGCCGUGCCCGCCCCAUACCCCGUCAAGGUACCAGUGGCUCAUCCCGUUCCAGUCGCGGUUCCCAAGCCGGUUCCAGUCGUCGUUCCACAGCCAGUUCUCGUUAAAGAACAAGUCCCAGUCCUUGUUAAAGGAUACGGCUUGGGACACUACUAGAUGAAUUUUCCUUUCAGUCUGCCACCCCUCCAUUCCCACCUAACCACUUCCGCAGCAUCGCAAAAGACAUUAUGACGAGAGCAGUACGAAAACACAUUCUGCUUCGUAGUUGACACGAG
Messenger RNA from Bombus pascuorum, 749 nucleotides. RefSeq names its product cyclin-dependent kinase inhibitor 1C-like. The transcript has 4 exons. Bases 106 to 630 code for a protein of 174 amino acids. The record is from RefSeq and is a predicted model, not a curated record. NCBI's taxonomy places the organism in Eukaryota, Metazoa, Arthropoda, Insecta, Hymenoptera, Apidae.